Molecule: messenger RNA, 2979 nt
Organism: Pygocentrus nattereri (red-bellied piranha)
Lineage: Eukaryota; Metazoa; Chordata; Actinopteri; Characiformes; Serrasalmidae
Gene: camk4
Product: calcium/calmodulin-dependent protein kinase IV
Exons: 11
Coding region: 394-1494 (366 amino acids)
Biological process (GO): protein phosphorylation
Molecular function (GO): ATP binding; calcium/calmodulin-dependent protein kinase activity; calmodulin binding
Source: RefSeq, a predicted model, not a curated record
GUCCCCUGAAUUCGCGUUACAUUGGCGACAGUAAGACCCAGUGGAACCGCGGCUGAGUUGAUCGGGAUCCGUACGUUCGCUUUCCGAGGGAGAGCGACUCGAACGCUGAAUAAUGAAGCUGACUGCUCACACAAACGUCCACCUAAGAGGUGUGUAGCCGCGCAGCUUAACUCAGGGACUCGCGUUUACGGAUAACCUAAUCGCUGUCGGACCAAACCCACGUUGCAAAGACAUUCGUAGCGCUUAUCGGUGGGGGGGGGGCUGCCUUUAGAGCCAGUGUUUUCUGUACCCCACCUUUAGGCAGGCAAGUCGCAGCUCCACAUCUCGAAUCUGAAUCAAACCGUGUAGCAUAGCCCCAAGAGGAAGCAAUCGGAUUCAGCCGAGACGCUUGACAUGCUCAAAGUCACUAUGAUCACAUCUAGACCAGGGACAGCUCCAGAAUACUGGAUCGACGGCUCGAAGAAGGAGACGCUGGCGGACUUCUACGAGCUCGAGUCCGAAUUGGGACGGGGAGCCACGUCCGUGGUGUUCCGGUGUCGGCAGAAAGGCACGCAGAAACCCUACGCUGUGAAAAUGCUGAAGAAAACUGUUGACAAGAAGAUUGUACGAACAGAGAUCGGAGUGCUACUUCGCCUUUCUCAUCCAAAUAUAAUCAAGCUAAAGGAGAUCUUUGAGACACCUUCAGAGAUCAGUCUUGUCCUGGAGCUUGUCACUGGAGGAGAGUUAUUUGACAGGGUGGUAGAGAAGGGCUACUACAGUGAGCGAGAUGCAGCAGAUGCUAUCAAACAAGUCCUGGAGGCUGUGGCGUACCUGCAUGAAAAUGGUGUUGUUCACCGGGACCUGAAACCUGAGAAUCUCUUGUAUGCCACCUCAGCGCCAGAUGCUCCUCUCAAAAUAGCUGACUUUGGUCUAUCUAAAAUCAUGGAUGAUCAGGCAACAAUGAAGACAGUGUGUGGAACCCCUGGAUAUUGUGCUCCAGAGAUCCUCCGGGGAUGUGCCUAUGGGCCUGAAGUUGACAUGUGGUCUGUGGGAGUUAUCACAUACAUCUUAUUGUGUGGCUUUGAGCCAUUUUUUGAUGACAGAGGGGACCAGUACAUGUUUAAGCGCAUCCUUAACUGUGAAUAUGAAUUUGUCUCCCCCUGGUGGGAUAACGUGUCUCUCAAUGCCAAGGACCUGGUGAAGAAACUGAUUGUCCAGGAUCCAAAGAAGCGUCUGACAACACUGCAGGCUCUGCAGCACCCCUGGGUGACUGGGAAGGCUGCUAACUUCACCCAUAUGGACACAGCUCAGAAGAAGCUCCAGGAGUUCAACGCCCGGAGAAAGCUCAAGGCUGCUGUCAAAGCAGUGGUGGCCUCCUCACGGCUGGGCAGUGCCGGAGGCCAUGGCAACACUGACGGCAACAAGACCAACUGCAACCAUUCCUCCAUGCAGCAGGGAGGUGGGGACAAGCAGCCUGAGAAAGAGCCACCUGAGCUCCACAAUGAAGAUAUAUAGAUGCGCAUAGAGCUACACUAGAACAGGGACAUCAUCCUUCAAACAAAAUAAAAUGUUGCUUUUAACAGUGGGUUACAACUGAGACAGUGUGGUCCACCUCAUUAAAUGACUGAAAGGAUGGACUUUGUUCUUGGUUCGCACUGCAUGUGGGUGACUGGGUUUCUUUAGAAAAGUCCCUGGCAGACUCUGCAAAAAUCAAAACAAAACAAACUACACCGUUUAAAAUACAGACUCGUCUCAGUUUGGUAGGUGAACCCCCCCACCAGAAUAAAUAAUGCAUGAAUAAAUAGAAGGACGUAACAAAAAAAUUACUGGACAGUUUUUUUUAUGCACUAUAUCCAUGUCUCAACCAGGUUUAUGAACUUGAGCUGUGGUGCAAAACUGCAUAAGCAGUGAUACAAGUGGUCCAGUAAAAACACUGGGGACCUGGUUACCACAGACCUGUGCAAUGGACCUCCUGCUCCAUGGGUAGUUGUGCCACUGGGUGAACUGAAUGAUUUUCCUUGAAAAUAUUAUCAUUACACUUGAGUGUAUUAGUAUUCUCAUGAUUAGACUAUAGACCAACAGAACCAUCAAAUGACUAAUUUUAGGUUGGAGUAAGCUGCUUUGUCACAGAAACAUUUUUAAAUUGGAUUAGGUCUAUAUGCAAUAUACAGUACAUUUUGUUCAGGAUAUAAAUGGUAGUUUCCAUAUGAUCACUCGACUGAAAAUUUACCAGAGCUUCGAAGGAGAAUGCCUUAUUAUUAACCAGGUUUUUACUCUUUAUUGGACAGAAGUAUUUCGUAUUAUAAUAAUUAGAUUAGAUGCUGUGGUUUGCAUAAGAAUAGUAGAACAGUAUCAGCAGGAUUUAAGGCAAAGUUUGUUUUGUAUUAGCAGCAAAUUUUGUUUUUUAUUUUUGUAUGAAUCAACAUGUCUGUAUGGGUAAAACAAAACUGCAAGGGAAUUUAUAUGCACAAAUUGUCAUGUCCCCAGUGCCAAAAACACAAAGCCCAGUAUCUGCCAUGCUCAAAAGUUUUCCUUUCAUAUAUAUAAAAUGUUAGGCUAAAUGGCCUAUUAUAGUUUCGCAAACUUGACUCAAAGUUUUAAUGACUGAUAAGUUCCCAGGCAAAAAACAGUUUGAAAAUGUUUGAAUGUAAUGUACUUUAUAGCAUGCUUUUUAUGUAAAGUAUCAGGGAAUGCUGUCUAAGAAUUAUUUGAUAAAGACAUGCAAGGAAUGUAAUUUGCAUAUCCUGUACAAGAGAUGCUCUGCAUGUAGAGUGUUUAACCGAACUGCUGCAAUUGUAUUUUUAAAAAGCACUGUAUUUUAAUGACAUGAAUUGUAUUCUGUGGUAAAACAGUAUGAUGUUAAAGGCUGUUUGAGGGCCACCUCAUAUAAGAACAUGAAAGUGUCACAUUUAUUUAUCUGCCUGUUUCUACGUUGAGGGAUGCAUUUUAAGACAAACAGUGACACAUUAGUGGCAGAAAUAAAUGCAAAUAAAUCCAAAA